Molecule: messenger RNA, 1115 nt
Organism: Brassica napus (rape)
Lineage: Eukaryota; Viridiplantae; Streptophyta; Magnoliopsida; Brassicales; Brassicaceae
Product: B-box zinc finger protein 20
Exons: 2
Coding region: 241-960 (239 amino acids)
Biological process (GO): regulation of DNA-templated transcription; photomorphogenesis
Cellular component (GO): nucleus
Molecular function (GO): zinc ion binding
Source: RefSeq, a predicted model, not a curated record
ACCCUUUUGCCCACACUCAUACCCAUCAUCAUCAUCUCUACAUACACUCACACCCACAUGAAUGUCUUCAUAAAUACUAUUGUAUAGUACUGGUCCAAGGAUCCAAGUUGCGAGAGAGAGAUAGUGAGUGCGGAGCCCCCAAUCUUGUGAAAUUUCUAGAAAAAGAAACAAUACCCUUUCCAGAGAGAGAGAGAGGAAAGAAAAACACUGUUCUAUUACCAAACGAAAAAGAAGCGAAAGAUGAAGAUUUGGUGUGAUGUGUGUGAUAAAGAAGAAGCUUCAGUGUUUUGUUGUGCAGAUGAAGCAGCUCUUUGUAAUGGUUGCGAUCGUCAUGUUCAUUUCGCCAAUAAGCUCGCCGGCAAGCAUCUCCGUUUCUCUCUCACUUCUCCUACUCCCAAAGAUGCUCCUCUCUGCGAUAUUUGUGGGGAGCGGCGUGCAUUAUUGUUUUGCCAAAAAGACAGAGCAAUACUGUGCAGAGAGUGUGACAUUCCAAUACAUCAAGCCAAUGAGCAUACUAAGAAACACAAUAGGUUCCUUCUUACCGGCAUCAAGCUCUCAGCCUCCCCAUCCGCAUACCCGAGAGCCUCCAACUCUGGUGCGACAUUGGGCCAGGCCAAGACUCGACCCAAAUCAGUAUCAGGGGAGGUCCCGAGCUCGGCCUCCAGUGAGGUCUUUGCGAGCUCUCCUUCCACGACUACAAGCAAUUACUAUUAUGGGCUAGAGGAAACCUAUCAGCAAGCUAGCGAUUCGGGCUCUGGAUCGGGUUCAGGCAGUAUAUCAGAGUAUUUGAUGGAAACGUUACCGGGCUGGAGAGUGGAAGAUUUGCUUGAAGAUCCUUCUUGUGUCUCCUAUGAGGACAACAACAAUAUUUUUACUAAGAACAAUAAUAAAGGGGUUAACGAUGGUUCUUCUUCACAAUAUCAGCAUCAAGGCUUUUGGGAACAAAAGCCCUUCUCCUGAACCUUUUUGUUUUGUUUUGUUGGUUGGAGUCUUGUCUUUUUCUUUGGUUGUUGGGGGUAAUUACGAAUACAAACCAACUUCUUGUUUCUGUUUCGCAUUAAUUUGUUUCUCUUUCACAACCAGAAUUUUGAUUUAGAUUUGACAAAUUUUGACUA